AGGAAGGAGACACAAUAACAGAAGUCUAAAAUGGAGGAGUGUCGCUGUGGAUACGCUAAUUUGUUUAACGCAGUUCGUUAGCAGAACAUAUUUGCAUACCACUUCCAUACAGUUUGCGAUACAGGGUCGACACGUCGCAUUAACUGUGUGCGUGUUGAACCUGUUUUAUUUCCUGUGCUAGUGUUAGCUAAGUUACAUUAGGCUUCUGGUGGUAGCCUGGGAGCUAACGCUAACGUUCGCUUCAGUUUACGUUACUUCAGCUCUAAUCUCAGCGACAAACAAAAUAACAACUUGUAUUGUUGGGUGACCAAUAUAUGUGUCCAUUUGAAGCGGAUAUUAAGGACACAGCAGAAGCAGUUAUGGAGGUGGAUGAGAUGGAGACAAGAGUGCCAGGGAUCCAGGAGUCUACGGAUCGGGUAGAAAACGAGACAAAGGCCGAAUCUAAUGAAGAAAUGGAUAGUGAUGAAAAUAUGUCAGAUUCCCCAUGUGAGUCUUUACCUUCCACAAGUCAAUCUCCCAGCAAGGAGAUCCAUUUGGAGAGCAGUUCUGACUCUCUGAGUGGAAUUAAAAAAGCAGUGGUGGUCUUGACCCGACUCCCUGAUUAUAAGAUCAGCGCUCUGAGACCACCGACACCUCUGCAGUUCUACAGUGAAGACGACUCCCUCAGCAGCUCUGAUUCUGAUAUGCAGUGGGAACCAGAAGAUGAUUCUAGUGAUUCUGAUUUCUCACUCUCAAACAAUAAACGGAAAGCUGGAAAACACAGCAAGAGUGGCACAACAAGAAACAACAACAACAAUGUCCAACUUCCAGCUCCUGUAAUAAUAUCAGCGGCUUUUGCUCAUUGCUCCAAUGAAACCACAAAGACUCGGCCAAACUUGCCAGAAGAAGAGGUUAAAGUUGAUAUGAUGGUCCUGGCUCGGAAGAAGUCCAUGAGAUGGCAACGGGGAAAAAUAGUGGAUAUGGUAACAAAGGAAGAUGGACGGUUGAAGUAUAAAGUUUGUUUUGAAGAGAAGGGGAAGAGCCUGGUGUCUGGCCACCAUAUCGCCUUUGACACCGUACCAAAGCUGGAGCAGCUGUAUGUCGGUGCUCGCGUGGUGGUCAGAUGUCAAGAUAACAAGUUUCGGUUCCGUCCUGGUGUUUUAGCAGAGCUCCCCAGCAGAAAGAACCGAUUAAGGUUCUUGGUCUUUAUGGAUGAUCACACGCCAGUCUAUGUUGGGUUACCUUUACUUCGCCUGGUGUGCAGACCAUUGGAAGACGUUUUAGACGAUAUCCCUGACUGUCCUCACAAGUCUUUCAUGAGGCAGUACCUGAAGGACUGGCCCUACCCACAUUUAACUCAGUACAGGGCGGGACAGAACCUCAAUAUUGAAUUAAACGGAGCCCAGCAGAGGUGUGAGGUGCAGCUGGUCGACAGCAGCUUGAUUCAUGUCGUUUUUCAGGAAAAUCAACACAAGGAGUGGAUCCAUCGAGGCUCCAUGCGACUUGAACACAUGGCAAGAUUUUUGGAAAUGAAAGGAGUGGAACAGGAUGAUUCUGACUAAAGGCCCACAGACAUGAGAUGAACUAAAAUGUGAAAAAACUUUACUCAUCAUUACCACUCUGAAGUGAUGUGCCGUUGGAUUUUUUUAGAAAGCAUUACCUGAACCAUUUCAGCUCAUAGUAAUAUGAUGAGAUGAUUGCACAUGAAAGACUUUAACCCCAUAUGUAGUUACUUGGUGGGUUAUUGCAGUUACAACUAAAGUUGUGGACCAUUAAACACAAUGAAGUAGAAGCGUACUGAGAGAGAGCACAGACCUCAAUCAAGGCCAUAUCACAUCAUGCAAUGUUUACAUAGGACAAAGUUUAGUUGAAUGAAAUUUGGGACAGCAGUUUUUCCUGUAAUCCUAAAAAACAAACUUGACCGAAAAGAUAACCUCCUUGGUGAAGGUUAAAUUAUCAUGAAUUUACCUUUUUAGUAGCUUUUGGCAGCAUUAUCAGGUGGCAGUUGGUUCAAAGAAGCAACUGUGUAUAUAUUACAAAGUAUUUGCUUUCUAUAUUAUUUUAUUUUUAUCUUUUUUUGAGUGAUAGACCAAAUGCAGACUUUCUGUGACUUAAAUGCUUCGGCUGAUUUUCAUUUGAACCUUUUGAAAAGAGAGAGAAGGUGCAUUUAAUGUUAUGAAUUUUGCUGGUGUGGAUAUCAGUUGGAGUGGUGGGAUGACAGAAUGACAGUUUUGACUUUAGUGUAAUUGUUACCCCUUAUAUCUUUCAGUUGUAUGAUUUUAUGUUGUCCUAUAAUUUACAAUAUUACUUUACAUUUAUUUAGCUGAUGCUUUUAUCCAAAGCGGCUCACAAUAGGUGCAUUCAACCACGUCUUGAUAAAUGCAAGUGCAUCAUUAUAAAUUUAUGCUGAACUGCUUCAAUCUACAUUUUGAGACAAAACAUUUAAAUAAUAGUCUGGCGACCUGUCCAGGGUGUACCCCGCCUCUCGCACAAUGCAGCUGGGAUUGGCUCCAGCCCCCGCGACUCGAGCGCGGAUAAGCGGUUAAGGAUAAUGAAUGAAUGAAUGAACAUUUAAAGAAAGAGAUUAUUUUAUCUUCAAGGUGCAAUUCAAACUGAAGAGAUUUCAGACUGAGACUGAGGAGAACACACAUGAGUGAGUUUGUUGAGUGUAUUUGUUUCUGUUCUUGUAAAUUGCUGAGAACUGGGAACAAUGAUCCAGAAACAUUUAUUUGACUGCAAUUGAGAGUCAACAGCAUUUUUCACUCCUUCUUGUUUUACCCAUCGAGCCAGUGAUCAAUACUUGAGGUAUACUACUCAGUAGUACACAAUUUGAUUUCCCUUCGUUUUAUUUUGUCACUGUUGUUUCAACAUGUAAAUAUACUUAAAGAAACAUUGUAAAUCAUUUGCAAGUGUCCCCAACCUCAUUUCCAGAAAUGUAUAAAAGAAAAUCUAAUUUCUCAACCUUGUUCAA
Centropristis striata (black sea bass) is the source of this 2950-nucleotide messenger RNA. Its product is annotated as histone-lysine N-methyltransferase SETDB1-B-like. Lineage: Eukaryota; Metazoa; Chordata; Actinopteri; Perciformes; Serranidae. Gene Ontology annotation, molecular function: histone H3K9 methyltransferase activity. The record is from RefSeq and is a predicted model, not a curated record. Bases 315 to 1541 code for a protein of 408 amino acids. Gene Ontology annotation, biological process: negative regulation of gene expression; heterochromatin organization. Gene Ontology annotation, cellular component: nucleus. The transcript has 8 exons.